AUGGGCCAAUUCGACUGGUUCAAGAAAAUCGGCGCCACAGACGAAGCCGUCGCCGUCCUCAACGACCAGCCCUACCUCUUCACCACCCUCGUCGUCGUCAUCGUCGUCCUCCUCGCCCAGUCCGGCCUGCUCUGGUUCAUCCACUGGGCCACCUUCAAGCCCUCCCAGAAAAAGGCCCCCAAGAAGGGCGCAGCCGCCGCUGCCAAGCCCGGCGGCGGCGGCCUGCUCGGCAAAAUCACCGGAGGGAGAGGCUCUGACAAUUCUCGCCGCGCGGCCGGUGGCAGCUAA
Molecule: messenger RNA, 288 nt
Organism: Trichoderma aggressivum f. europaeum
Lineage: Eukaryota; Fungi; Ascomycota; Sordariomycetes; Hypocreales; Hypocreaceae
Exons: 1
Coding region: 1-288 (95 amino acids)
Source: RefSeq, a predicted model, not a curated record